AUGUCAAGCAGAAUCCGUAAAGCGUUCACCCACAGGCGUAAGCGCAAGGAGCAUAUGGUCAGCGUACCCAAGAGCGUUCUUGAUUUCGCCUCGCGUGACACUAAAAAGACGAUCGCCCGUACACAGGCACUUUUGGCCUCUGUCGAGAACUCUAUCACCCUGGGAAACCUUGGUGGCAUUGACAUUGCUGAGAUGAAAGUUCUCAAACUUGAACUCCGUCGUAGUUCACUUUGGCUAAAAAGGCUCAAGCAGACAGCCACUAAGCCUGAAGAUCUCGGUCUUGAGUCCUUCGUCAAGAAGACAAUCGAAGAGGAAGCCUCCCUCAAAGCUCCAAUCCUUACCAAAAACAUACAGCCUCGCAUGGGCAAUGCUUCUGAAAACUCGCACGAGCUCCUCACAGAAAAGGUCAAUGUGGCUUCGCUCGUGUCCGACAACGAGAUCAUGACGUUCUUGGAGCAGAAGAUCAAGGAGCGGAUCAAUGAUGCAGCUAUGGAUAUUGCCAAGGAGAUUCACAAAGAACGUGAAGCAGAAAUUGAAGAGCAGUUGGAGAAAGUCGACGAAGCAGCUACCGCAGAAAGCGACGACAAGGCAAGCGAGUCAAGCGAGUCAAGCGAGUCGAGCGACGAAGAAGUGAUUGGAGGCUAA
Molecule: messenger RNA, 645 nt
Organism: Aureobasidium pullulans EXF-150
Lineage: Eukaryota; Fungi; Ascomycota; Dothideomycetes; Dothideales; Saccotheciaceae
Exons: 2
Coding region: 1-645 (214 amino acids)
Source: RefSeq, a predicted model, not a curated record